AUGGAGCAAGAAAACUCUAUGAAAAGAUGGUGGUUCAAUUCGAUGUUAUUUAAGAAGGAGUUCGAACACAGAUGUAGGCUAAGUAAAUCAAUGGGCAGUCUUGGUCCUAUUGAAAAUGCUAGUGAAAGUAAAGAUCCGAAUAGAAAUGAUACGGAUAAAAACAUUCAGGGUUGGGGUGGUCAUGACAAUUACAGUAAUGUUGAUCUUUUUUUUGGCGUCAAGGACAUUCGGAAUUUUUUCUCUGAUGAUACUUUUUUAGUGAAAGAUAGUAAUGGGGACAGUUAUUCUAUAUAUUUUGAUAUUGAAAAUCAUAUUUUUGAGAUUGCCAAUGAUCAUCCUUUUUGUAGUGAACUAGAAAGUUCUUUUUAUCGGAAUUCUAGUGAUCUGAAUAAUGGAUCUAAGAGUAAGAAUCCCGACCACGAUCGUUACAUGGAUGAUACUCAGUAUACUUGGAAUAAUCACAUUAAUAGUUGCAUUGACAGUUAUCUUCAGUACCAAAUCUGUAUUGAUAAUUACAUUGUAAGUGGUAAUGACAAUUCCAGUAACAAUAAUUCCAGUAACGAGAAUUCCAGUAACGAGAAUUCCAGUAACGAUUACAUUUCUAGUUCCAUUUCUAGUCAAAGUGAAAAUAGUAGUCAAAACGAGGAUAUCACAACGAGUGAUCAAACUAUACCAGAAAGUUCUACUUAUAUGGGUGUAACUCAACAAUACCGGCAUUUGUGGUGUAACUCCAGUAAUCCAUACCCGGCCGUCCGCGAUGGCGUAAGCACGUCGCAAGUCUGCUCACCGGUUAUUGCAUUAAGCACCGGUAAUUCACCAAAAGCAAGAGGCUCCUAA
Molecule: messenger RNA, 837 nt
Organism: Lactuca sativa (garden lettuce)
Lineage: Eukaryota; Viridiplantae; Streptophyta; Magnoliopsida; Asterales; Asteraceae
Source: RefSeq, a predicted model, not a curated record